This is a messenger RNA of Solanum verrucosum, 2289 nucleotides long. RefSeq lists its product as uncharacterized. Bases 86 to 1975 code for a protein of 629 amino acids. Gene Ontology annotation, cellular component: RQC complex. NCBI's taxonomy places the organism in Eukaryota, Viridiplantae, Streptophyta, Magnoliopsida, Solanales, Solanaceae. The record is from RefSeq and is a predicted model, not a curated record. The transcript is spliced from 4 exons.
GGAAUUGUUCGGCAGCUAAAACACAGAAGAAGAAGAAAGGAGAAACAAAGAUUGAAUUUGGGGAAACUUGAUAAAUCUUGAAAAAAUGUCGGUUCGUUUGAUGAAGAAAAUCUUGAAGGAACAAGAACCACCUGAGACUCAACAACUAAUCAAUAGCGAAGAUGAAUCUGAAUCUCCUCCUCCUUCUUCCGGUACUUUCCGUAAUCCCUUCGAUCUGCUUGACGACGAAGAUGAUGAUGAUGGUGGUGUUGACCAGGAAAACAAUGCAGAUAUCAAUGACGGAUCCUCAAUUGAGAACGGCAAUGAGAAGCAAUCGUCCACCAAAAAAACCACUCCUGAAGCAUUUGUGUUGUCAGAUAGCAAAUUUAAGAAAAAGAAAAAGAAGAAAAACAAGGAGAAGUCACAACCAGGAGCUAAGGAUAAAGGGAACUCUUGGAAUGAGUCAUUAGAACAGUUAUCAAUUGAAGACGAUUCUUGUCAUCUGGAGCAUGUUGCUCCUGAUACUGGAAAAUAUAAUCUGAGAAAUUUAAAUGGCAGAGGAAAAGUGGUCAAGCAGUGUACAUCUUCUGUCUUACAAGUGGACCCAAAAUUUCUUAAUGCAGAAAAUGAACUUCGAAGGAUAUUUGGUUCUAAAGUGGUGAAUUCAUUCGAAAAAGGUCAUCAAACUGGAAGUUCUAGACAGUCAAGAGGUGGAAGACGUGGGAGUCAGAACCAUCGAAAGACUAUUCUUGUUUGUCCUUUAGAACAUUGGCCAAAGUGGGAUGGAUCACUGUCGAUGGAACUUGUGGAAACCAGAGAUGGGAUAUCUGAUUUUAGGUAUGUACAUACAUCAUCCUAUAGCCAAGCCCAGAAAGCAUUUGAAAGUGCCAAGGCAGUUCAUGAUUUUAAUGGUAUCGUGAACAUUCUGUUGCAUCAUCCGUAUCAUGUUGAUUCACUUAUUACAUUAGCUGAAUAUUACAAAUUCAGUGGUGAACAGCAAAUGUCGGCUGAUUGUACUGCAAGAUGUCUGUAUGCAUUGGAAUGUGCUUGGCAUCCAAUGUUCACUCCUUUAAUGGGCAACUGUCAACUUAAGUUUAGUUGUGAAAUCAACAAACCGUUGUUCUCUGUGCUUUUCUCCCACAUGAAAAACAUGGAUAGACGUGGUUGCCAUCGGUCUGCCCUUGAGCUCUGCAAAUUGUUGCUUCUACUAGAUCCAGACGAUCCAAUGGGUGUCUUGUUCUGCAUUGACUACUAUUCUUUAAGAGCGGAGGAGUAUACAUGGCUUGAACAGUUCUCUGAGCAAUAUAAGAGUGAUAAUUCUUUGUGGUUAUUUCCAAAUUUCUCCUAUUCUCUUGCUGUGUGCCGAUACUAUGUCGAAAAUGAUGAACAUGCUAAAGAGAUAAAGGCAGAAGAUUUAAAAGCUUCUUCAGCAGAUCUUAUGAAGCAGGCAUUGAUGCUACAUCCUUCAGUCUUGAAAAAGUUGGUGUCGAAGGUACCUUUAAAGGAUAAAGCCUGGACUAGCAUAAUCAAGCACAAUUUCUUUAGCUCUGAUCAAACAGGGACACCCUCCUUAGACCACUUGAUCAAUAUAUAUGUCGAAAGGAGCUACAUUAUAUGGAGGCUUCCUGACCUCCAGAAGUUUCUUAGGGAUGCCGCACUUUCGGUGAUUGAGACAUUGCAGAAUGAUGGGACUUAUGCCAGAGACUGGACAUGUGUGAGAAAAGAAGCGUUUUCAUCUGAGAAAAAUGAGUAUUCUCACUUGCUGGUAUCAGAUUUCUCUGAUUCAGUUCAGACUUUGCCUCCUGAUAACUUGCAAAAUUUCAUGGUUGACCCGAGGGGAGAAGUGCCAAAUGAUGCACAGCCUGCAAACCACCGUCUCCAAGAUCUGACAGAUCGAAAUGCAAUUGCUGUCUUGCUCGAGUCUAUGUUACCAUGGAUGAACUACGGUUCAGGCCAUGAUCAGCCUGAUCAUGAUGAACAGGGCAAUGAAGGAUAGUGUUCUUUCAGUGAGGUAUUAAUUUCAUUUAAAUUGGUAUUUGGCAUUGCUUCGCGCAAGCAUAGUUGUCUUUUAUAUCCAACUUAUAUAGUGAUACUUUUUUCCGGGGCAAGUUCUGUAUAUCGUUGAAUUUCCCUUCUCUCUCCACUCCCCACCCAUAGUUUGAUGCUUCGAGUAUUUAAGAGUAUGAUUCGAAUAUUACUGCUCGAGGCUUGAGCUUUAUAGUGAGUAACUGUACAAGUCUUCCAGUAAAUUUUAUGGGGUGGUUAGUUUUGAUUUGGUUUGAUCAUAAUUGGAGCUGCAAACUUAAAGAA